Messenger RNA from Elgaria multicarinata webbii, 2070 nucleotides. It is a transcript of the gene OSGIN2, whose product is annotated as oxidative stress induced growth inhibitor family member 2. NCBI's taxonomy places the organism in Eukaryota, Metazoa, Chordata, Lepidosauria, Squamata, Anguidae. Gene Ontology annotation, biological process: negative regulation of cell growth. The coding region runs from base 1 to 1668 and encodes 555 amino acids. The record is from RefSeq and is a predicted model, not a curated record. The transcript has 6 exons. Gene Ontology annotation, molecular function: growth factor activity.
AUGACGGUUUGGUGCUGCCGCUGCUCCCUGGCCAGUCACUUCAGAAACUACUGUAGCCCUGAAACUGAAGGACACUUUUUGAAUUCCUUAGUGCAGUAUUUUGGUGACAACCUUGGGACAAAUGUUAAAACAAUGCCCUUACUAGAAGAAAACACUCUAUCUGUGGACCCACCACUGACUUUGCCAGUGGUAGUAAUAGGUAACGGACCUUCAGGAAUUUGCCUCUCUUACAUGCUGUCAGGAUAUAGGCCAUAUUUGUCUCCUAAAGCAGAACAUCCAAAUCCUAUUUUGCAUAAUAAAUUAAAAGAAGCUAGUCAUCUUUCUCUUGUUGAUCAGGACUUAGAGUACUUGGCCGAAGGCCUAGAAGGACGAUCUUCAAAUCCUGUUGCAGUCCUCUUUGACACACUGCUUCAUCCUGAUGCAGACUUCGGGUUUAACUAUCCACCUGUUCUUCACUGGAAACUGGAACCUCAUCAUUAUAUCCCUCACAUAGUGCUUGGCAAAGGACCACACGGUGGGGCUUGGCAUUCUAUGGAAGGUUCUAUGCUGACCAUUAGCUUUGGAGACUGGAUGGAAUUACCUGGAUACACAUUUAAAGACUGGGCUGCUACGAAGCGAAGAAAUAUAAAGUGUGACAGAGUUCUGCCAGAAGAAAUUGCCAGCUACUACAAGCACUAUGUUAAAGUCAUGGGCUUACAGAAGAACUUCAGAGAAAACACCUAUAUAACAUCUGUAUCAAGGCUUUAUAGAGAGCAGGACCAUGAAGAUGAAAUCCAAGUGAGUGCAGAUGUUUUGCCACAACAUUUGCAACUGGAAGAGCAAGGUGGGCAGACUGCACUGAUAAAGAGAAACUGGGAGAUCAGAGGUUAUCAGAGGGCAGCAGAUGGCUCUCAGGUGCCAUUCUGUUUGUUUGCUGAGAAUGUGGCUCUUGCCACUGGAACUUUUGAUGCUCCUGGCCGACUCCAAGUUGAAGGAGAAGACUUCCCUUUUGUGCUCCAUUCCAUAUCUGAUUUUGGAGCUACCAUAGACAAAGGAAUAUUACGUGUGAAAGCAGACCCUGUCUUGAUCAUAGGUGGUGGACUCACAGCAGCUGAUGCAGUUCUGUGCGCUUAUAACAAUAACAUCCCUGUAAUCCAUGCAUUCCGAAGGAGGGUUACCGACCCAAGUUUAAUUUUCAAACAGUUGCCUAAAAAGCUUUACCCAGAAUACCAUAAGGUCUACCAUAUGAUGUGUACUCAGUCAGUUACUACGGACUAUAAUUUGCAUCCUGCUUAUACCAGUUUUCCUGAACAUCGAGUAGUUUCAUUUCAGCCAGAUAUGAAGUGUGUCCUUCAGAGUGCCUCUGGAUUGAAGAAGAUCUUAAAGUUCUCUGUAGCCUUAGUAUUAAUAGGUUCUCAUCCUAACCUAUGCUUCCUAAAGGACCAAGGCCAGGGUAUAGGCCAUCAUCCAGAUGAACCAAUUACGUGCAAGGGUAACCCUAUUGAAAUCGACCCAUAUACCUAUGAGUGCACAAAGGAGCCUAAUCUUUUUGCAGUAGGUCCGCUGGUUGGAGACAAUUUUGUACGCUUUUUAAAAGGAGGGGCACUGGGUAUUACACGACACUUGGUUACAAAGCCGAAGAACCAUCAUCAACUGAUAGUUGAAAGAGAAGGAGAUGGAGUGCACUAAAGCAACAGCCAUAGACAUUACUCUUAAGGAACUACAGGCAUAUGCUAAUAAGUGGCCCAUUAACAUCUUAAGUUAUUGAGAGCCCUGUUUUUGUUAUACAUACCAGUUCUUCAUGCUUGCACUGCCUCGUAGAGGAGGAUACUACAGUGUUCCAGCCUUUGCAAAAUAUAAAAAUAUUGUCUGUUUUUCUGGAGUUGCUUCCACUUAAAACAGUAAAUCAUGAUAACUUGCGCCGAUUUGCUUUGGUUUCAUACCCUAAUGAGAGCAUGUUACCUCUCGAGAAAGUUUUUGCCCACAAGCUAAUUGCUUUACUAUACAAAGCUAGAACAAGAUCUAACAAUAGAAACUUCUCCUUAAGAUAAAUUAAAGCAGAUAUAGAGUAGGGUAUUUCAUGCAAAGUCU